Grammomys surdaster is the source of this 2712-nucleotide messenger RNA. It is a transcript of the gene Tesk1, whose product is annotated as testis associated actin remodelling kinase 1. NCBI's taxonomy places the organism in Eukaryota, Metazoa, Chordata, Mammalia, Rodentia, Muridae. Gene Ontology annotation, biological process: positive regulation of stress fiber assembly; actin cytoskeleton organization; protein phosphorylation. Bases 226 to 2127 code for a protein of 633 amino acids. The transcript is spliced from 10 exons. The record is from RefSeq and is a predicted model, not a curated record. Gene Ontology annotation, molecular function: ATP binding; protein serine/threonine kinase activity. Gene Ontology annotation, cellular component: cytoplasm; nucleus.
CCAGGCCCAGGCCCCGCGCAGAGCGGAGAGCCGCGGCGUUCCACCGGGCCCAACUCGCCGGCGCGGCGGGGGCGGGCCCAGGACCUUCGGCAGGUCCUCCGGGAGUCCACCGGGCGGGAGUCCCGGUACCCGGGAUCGGGUUGGGCCGGCGCCGAUGGCGAGCGCGGCCUGCCCGGGUCCCGGGGAUCCGGCCAUGUGAAGCAGGCCGGGGCUGGGGGCCCGGCCAUGGCCGGGGAACGGCCACCGCUGCGGGGCCCCGGGCCCGGAGAGGUUCCGGGGGAGGGGCCGGGGGGCGCAGGCGGAGGCCCGGGCCGGGGCCGGCCCUCCUCCUACCGGGCCCUCCGCAGCGCCGUGUCCAGCCUGGCGCGUGUGGACGAUUUCGACUGCGCAGAGAAGAUCGGGGCCGGUUUCUUCUCUGAGGUCUACAAGGUUCGGCACCGACAGUCGGGACAAGUCAUGGUGCUGAAGAUGAACAAGCUCCCCAGUAACCGGAGCAACACGCUUAGGGAGGUGCAGCUGAUGAACCGGCUCCGGCACCCUAACAUCCUCAGGUUCAUGGGGGUCUGUGUGCAUCAAGGGCAGCUGCACGCGCUUACAGAGUAUAUGAAUGGGGGCACCCUGGAACAGCUGCUCAGUUCCCCGGAACCCCUCUCCUGGCCGGUCAGGCUCCACCUAGCACUGGACAUUGCACAAGGCCUGCGGUACCUGCACGCCAAAGGUGUGUUCCACCGAGACCUCACAUCCAAGAACUGUCUGGUCCGAAGGGAAGACCGGGGCUUCACAGCUGUGGUGGGUGACUUCGGACUGGCUGAAAAGAUUCCUGUGUAUAGGGAAGGCUCAAGGAAGGAGCCACUGGCUGUGGUGGGCUCCCCGUACUGGAUGGCUCCAGAGGUGUUGCGGGGAGAGCUGUAUGAUGAGAAGGCCGAUGUCUUCGCCUUUGGGAUUGUCCUCUGUGAGCUCAUCGCCCGAGUGCCUGCAGACCCUGACUACCUACCCCGAACUGAGGACUUUGGCCUGGAUGUGCCUGCUUUUCAAACUCUGGUGGGAAAUGACUGUCCGCUCCCUUUCCUGCUUCUGGCCAUCCACUGCUGCAGCAUGGAACCCAGCACCCGUGCUCCUUUUACUGAGAUUACCCAGCACCUGGAACAGAUCCUGGAGCAGCUGCCUGAGCCCACACCCCUCGCCAAGACGCCCCUUGCCAAGGCUCCCUUGACAUACAAUCAGGGGUCUGUUCCAAGAGGAGGUCCCUCCGCCACGCUUCCCAGGCCAGACCCCCGGCUCUCCCGAAGCCGGUCAGACCUCUUCCUGCCACCUUCACCAGAAUCACCCCCCAGCUGGGGGGACAAUCUAACCCGAGUCAACCCCUUCUCACUGCGGGAAGACCUCAGGGGUGGCAAGAUCAAGCUCCUGGACACACCCUGCAAGCCGGCCACUCCACUGCCCCUGGUGCCACCAUCACCACUGACCUCGACCCAGCUGCCCUUGGUGACCACUCCAGACACCCUGGUCCAGCCUGAGACCCCUGUCCGCCGCUGUCGCUCACUACCUUCAUCCCCUGAGCUCCCCCGACGGAUGGAGACUGCACUGCCAGGUCCUGGCCCUUCCCCUGUGGGCCCCCCGACUGAGGAGAGGAUGGACUGUGAGGGCAGCAGCCCUGAGUCAGAGCCCCCGGGGCCAGCUCCCCCGGGGCCAGCUCCCCAGCUGCCUCUGGCUGUGGCCACUGACAACUUCAUCAGUACUUGUUCCUCAGCCUCCCAGCCCUGGUCUCCGAGAUCAGGCCCUUCCCUCAAUAAUAACCCCCCUGCUGUGGUGGUGAACUCCCCACAAGGCUGGGCUCGGGAGCCCUGGAACCGGGCACAGCACAGCCUUCCCCGGGCAGCAGCCCUGGAGCGGACAGAACCCUCACCGCCCCCGGCAGCUCCCCGGGAGCAGGAGGAGGGGCUGCCCUGCCCUGGCUGCUGCCUUAGCCCCUUCAGCUUCGGCUUCCUAUCCAUGUGCCCCCGCCCUACCCCAGCUGUUGCCCGCUACCGCAACUUGAACUGUGAGGCGGGCAGUCUUCUCUGCCACCGAGGGCAUCACGCCAAGCCACCCACACCCAGCCUGCAGCUGCCUGGGGCACGCUCUUAGCAGUGAGGCCUGUGAUCUCAGGCUUCCAGCCUUGGCCUUCAGGAUACCCUGUAAGGACAGAGCACACUUGCUAGACAAUGCCAGCCCCAGAUGGGCUGCCUGGCUCUUCUCCCCGUAUAGGGGAGCCUCAGCAUGGUCUCAGUGGACAGCGCACUUCCUAUCCGACCCCUGGGUUCACUAUCCCAUUGGGAUCACCGAACUAGACACAGCAUUGCUGACACAAGACUAACACGUGCAAAUUAUUUAAAAAUAUUUCAAUAAAACUGCCUGGCUGGCUCCGGGCCAUCCAUCCACUCAGCGGAGCGCCCUCCCCUGACCCAUCUCUAGUUUGGGAAGUUGUUAAGGAAGGUCAAAGUCUUUUUCUGGAGGCUUCUUUACUCUUCCCAAGAAUAGUCAGUUUCUGGAGCAGCUUUCAAGCAAGCAGCAGGUCGCCAGACCAGAAUCAGCCCUUAGCUGGGCACGCCCAAGAGUGAGGGAGUGCUGGAGGAAUAGCAGUCUUAAGAACUGGCAGGCCAUAGGUUAAGGAUGUAGAUCACAAGGUCUUGUUCAAGUGUCUGGAAAAAUAAAGCAUCAGUGAGCUCCAUU